AUGCCAGCCAGAAUCAGCGACGAUGCCUUGCCUGAACUUGAGAGCCUAGCAGCAUGGGUUUCUCAGAGCGCCGAGAUGAAGGAAGAGAAAGGAAGCCAAAAUCUUUUGGAAUGUGUGGACAAAGAUCGAGAAGCGAAAGCACGGCCGUUGAUGGAGAAGCUGGGAUACGCUACAAUACAGUACCAUUUGGCCUUACUGUUUCGCAUAUGCGGAAAGACCUCAAUUGGAAAACCCCAAAACGAUAAGCGAACGUUGUUAUUCUUUCCUCUGUCUGGAGAAGUGGAGGUUGCCGGCGAAGUCCUUAUACCAGGCAUGUACAUUCAGCUCACGAAGAAGUUGGAUCUUGACGCACAUUUAGACUGCCUGAUCAUCGCUCUACCAUAA
Penicillium odoratum is the source of this 384-nucleotide messenger RNA. RefSeq lists its product as uncharacterized. The record is from RefSeq and is a predicted model, not a curated record. The transcript has 2 exons. Bases 1 to 384 code for a protein of 127 amino acids. NCBI's taxonomy places the organism in Eukaryota, Fungi, Ascomycota, Eurotiomycetes, Eurotiales, Aspergillaceae.